ACCACCAUCUCUUACUAAGCUAGCUCAUUUAGACCAUCGAACACUUUGCCCACUCACCUUCUCUUCCCCUCUACGGCUCUACCUACCAUGGCUAGCGCUUCCCCAACACCACCAUCACUACAAUUGCCACCAUCCUCGCCGGAACACACUCCCUUUUCAUCCAAGUCCGAGCCCUUAUCUCCAAGAUCACCACCAUCUCCUCCUCGGCCAGCAAUCUCCCUCCAACAGCCAACCAACAAGAAAGGCCCUUCUAAGUCUGCCAAGCUCUUCCGCCGUUUCCGAGCAGUUUUCCGGUCAUUUCCUAUCAUAACACCCACUUGCAAGAUUCCUGUAUCACUCCACGGAAACCGCCUCCACGACGGGCACAUCCACGGUGGGACACGCAUGACUGGAACCUUAUUCGGCCACCGUAAAGCUAGGAUUAACCUAGCCAUUCAAGAAAAUCCAAGCUCCCUCCCUAUUCUUUUGCUUGAACUCACAAUAUCCACCGGAAAACUCCUCCAAGAUAUGGGAAUGGGGUUGGUGAGGAUUGCCCUGGAAUGCGAAAAGAAACCAAACGAGAAGACCAAGAUCGUAGAUGAACCUAUCUGGACAAUGUAUUGUAAUGGCAGAAAAUCAGGAUAUGGGGUGAAGAGAGAACCAACAGAUGAAGAUUUGAUCGUAAUGCAAAUCUUGCGUGUGAUAUCCAUGGGGGCAGGUGUGCUACCGGACGACGGAACUGAGCAUCCGGACGGUGAACUGACGUACAUGAGAUCCCAUUUCGAACGUGUAAUCGGGUCUAAGGAUUCAGAGACUUACUAUAUGAUGAAUCCUGAUGGAAACAGUGGACCAGAACUUACCAUAUUCUUUGUUAGGAUUUGA
Molecule: messenger RNA, 861 nt
Organism: Hevea brasiliensis (rubber tree)
Lineage: Eukaryota; Viridiplantae; Streptophyta; Magnoliopsida; Malpighiales; Euphorbiaceae
Product: protein MIZU-KUSSEI 1
Exons: 1
Coding region: 88-861 (257 amino acids)
Biological process (GO): hydrotropism
Source: RefSeq, a predicted model, not a curated record